AUGUUCAUGAAGGACUACCAUUCCUCUGCCUCUCCAUGGAUGGGUCCCUAUUCCUUCCUCAACAUCUGUCCCUCUGACUCUCCCCUUCCUCUUCUCCUGGCUCAGCUUGAUACCACCAUCCUCAAGGAUACCCUCUCUGCCCUCACUGAGCUCAACAAUGCCCAGGCCAUGAAGAAAUCCUACCAGGAUCUUAUGUUUCACUGGAUCUCAACAACCAGAUGA
Acanthamoeba castellanii str. Neff is the source of this 222-nucleotide messenger RNA. RefSeq lists its product as uncharacterized. Lineage: Eukaryota; Discosea; Longamoebia; Acanthamoebidae. The transcript has 2 exons. The coding region runs from base 1 to 222 and encodes 73 amino acids. The record is from RefSeq and is a predicted model, not a curated record.